Messenger RNA from Papaver somniferum (opium poppy), 1386 nucleotides. Its product is annotated as acyl-CoA--sterol O-acyltransferase 1-like. Lineage: Eukaryota; Viridiplantae; Streptophyta; Magnoliopsida; Ranunculales; Papaveraceae. The coding region runs from base 213 to 1331 and encodes 372 amino acids. The transcript has 3 exons. The record is from RefSeq and is a predicted model, not a curated record. Gene Ontology annotation, biological process: lipid metabolic process.
UGGAUGGAUUUGAUGAUAGCUGACAGAUGGUUCCAAUUGAUCAAGAAUAUCAGGUUUGUGUCCCGAUCAUGUGAAUCAGUUGUCUUAUCGUGUUGACGCAACGAUGGUCGGUGAGAAUGGGUAUGAAGAACUAAUUUCCUACCAUGAGGUAGCACAUGCAUCCUUGAGGUUGACGUUUGACUCUUAUCGAGAUUGAGAAGAUAAUCUGCAAGAUGAACUUGAUGAUAGUACCUUCUAUGGAAGAAGAGUAUUAUUUUGGUGAUGAGUUAUGGAGAUUCAUCAAGGUAUGCUUUACAAUUCUUACAUCACUAACUUACUCUUACUUCAUUUCAGCAAACAUCCCAAAAGGUUUCUUCAGAUUCAUCUCUGUCCUUCCCGUCAUCUUAAUCUUUUUUCUCUUGCCUUUUUGUCUAUCUUCUGCUCAUCUUUGUGGUAUCACUGGUUUCUUCAUUUCCUGGCUUACUAACUUCAAACUUCUUCUCUUCUCAUUUGAACAUGGCCCUUUAUCGAAGUCAAACUCUGCAUCUUUCUCUCUUACAUUUUUUAUCAUCAUUGCUUGUUCUCCCAUACAAACAAACCCAUAUUCAAAAACUCAUGUUAAACCAAAAUCAGGCAUCUAUUAUGUGUUAGAAAUCGUACUUGUGGCUUUGUUGAUUCCCAUCAUUUACAACCAUAAACAAUAUUUUUUUGAUUUACACCCAAAUUUUAGCAUAUUUCUAUACUGUUUCUUAUUGUACUUGGUCCUGGAACUCGCUCUAGCCUUACUAGGAAUCCUAACCCCGUUUGUUCUUAGACAAAAACUGAAACUCGAACCACAAUUCAAUGAACCAUAUUUCUCAACUUCAUUGCAGAACUUUUGGGGCCAUAGGUGGAAUCUAAUGGUCACUGGUAUUCUACGGCUGACGGUAUACAAUCCAGUACGAUUUACCUGUACGCAUUAUAUCGGAAAAAAGUGGGCGCAACAUGUAGGAAUACUUGCUACAUUUGCCGUGUCUGGAUUAAUGGAUGAGCUGUUAUUGUUCUACUUAGGGCGGGUUUGGCCUACAUGGAGUGCCCUGUCAUUAUUGCUUCUCCAUGGAAUUUGUUUAUCUUUUGAAAUUGAAAUCAAGAAAUGCUUUACAGACAACAGGUGGCACUUACAUCCGUUAAUUACAGGACCUCUGAUCAUCGCGUUUAUGAUGGCCACAUCCUGUUGGCUGAUUUUUCCUCAGUUUCAAAGGUCCGGUAUUGAUGUUAAGAUGGUCAAUGAGUACGUUACUGUAGGGCAGUUUGCGAAGGGUGUGUGGGACAGCAUGUUGGAAUUCUGUUUUGGGGGUGCUGGUGAACUUUAGAGAGGCCCAUGCUACUAGUUUUCUGCUUGAUCUUUCUGUAACUAGUCUCUUUGUC